Messenger RNA from Drosophila elegans, 1034 nucleotides. It is a transcript of the gene Dhpr, whose product is annotated as dihydropteridine reductase. NCBI's taxonomy places the organism in Eukaryota, Metazoa, Arthropoda, Insecta, Diptera, Drosophilidae. The transcript has 2 exons. Bases 194 to 901 code for a protein of 235 amino acids. Gene Ontology annotation, molecular function: 6,7-dihydropteridine reductase activity; NADPH binding; NADH binding. Gene Ontology annotation, biological process: L-phenylalanine catabolic process; tetrahydrobiopterin biosynthetic process. The record is from RefSeq and is a predicted model, not a curated record. Gene Ontology annotation, cellular component: cytoplasm.
AGCUCGAAGCUCCAGCUCAAACUUAACUUGAAAUUUAUUCUCCCGAGUAAUUACCAGUAGAACUGGUCUCGCGCGGUUAAAAACCCCAGCUGCGUUCAAAGCUCCCGCCCGCUUUUGACUCACCAAAGUCGCGCGAUUCUCGUGUUUCUUCGAAAUCAGUUGAAUUCAAGCUUCAAAACUGGCAGCACGCAUCAUGUCCGCAGGUCGAGUGGUUAUUUACGGCGGCAAGGGAGCCUUGGGCUCUGCCUGUGUCGAUCACUUCAAAGCCAACAAUUAUUGGGUGGGCAGCAUCGACCUGACGGAGAACGAGAAAGCCGAUGUGAGCAUCGUGGUGCCACGCGAUGCUAUAUGGUCGGAACAGGAGGACGCGGUGGUCUCCAAGGUGAGCGAAUCCCUGGCCGGCGAGAAGCUAGAUGCUGUCAUCUGCGUGGCCGGCGGCUGGGCAGGUGGCAAUGCCAAAAAGGAUCUGGCCAAGAAUGCCGAUCUCAUGUGGAAGCAGAGCGUCUGGACCUCGGCCAUAUCCGCAGCUGUGGCGGCUCAGCAUCUCAAGGAGGGUGGCCUGCUGGCCCUAACCGGAGCUAAACCUGCUCUGGAGGGAACUCCCGGCAUGAUUGGCUAUGGAAUGGCCAAGGCAGCUGUCCACCAGCUAACCCGAUCGCUGGGCGCUGAGAAGUCCGGCCUGCCAGCUGGAUCCCUGGCCGUGUCCAUCCUACCCGUCACCCUAGAUACACCCAUGAACCGUAAAUGGAUGCCGGAUGCGGACUUUGGCACCUGGACUUCCCUCGCUGAGGUGGCCGGCCUUUUCCUCAAGUGGACGCAAGCUCAAGAGAGGCCCAAAACUGGAUCUCUGCUGCAGCUGAUCACCAAGAAUGGCGUUACAGAGCUCAUAGCCGCCGAAUAGUUUAAAAGAUUAAGAUACGGAUCCAAAUACACUUACGGAAAGAACAAAAAUGCUCAAUAACCAUAUUCUAAUUGCUUUCGCUUGUACAUAAACUAUUCAUAAAUAAAUCGCUGGGCGGCUUUCGAUCGUUUAA